Messenger RNA from Ylistrum balloti, 2536 nucleotides. Its product is annotated as cytochrome P450 4A25-like. The transcript has 12 exons. Gene Ontology annotation, molecular function: monooxygenase activity; heme binding; iron ion binding. The record is from RefSeq and is a predicted model, not a curated record. Lineage: Eukaryota; Metazoa; Mollusca; Bivalvia; Pectinida; Pectinidae. Bases 57 to 1583 code for a protein of 508 amino acids.
AGCUAUGGUCUCGUGUGGCUUUGGGAAGUACGUGGCUUCUGGUGACCCUUAGCGGGAUGUGGCCCUUUAUGUCUGUAGGGAACGUAUGUGGCACCUUUGGCAUGGGAAUUCUCCUUUGGAGGAUCGCAAGGUUUAUGUAUCGUUACAGCUACUUUUACAACGCGGCCAGGCGUGUCCAGACCAUUGGACCAGUGCAUCCACUCUGGGGCAACCUUAAUCUAGUUAAAGAGGUGCCCGACUACUUUGAGCUUAUACAACGAUGUGUACAGAAGACACGCACGCGGACAUACGUCACAUGGAUUACGUCACUAAGUCAUUAUUUCGGCGUUUGUCACCCUGAAACUGCCAAAUUAUUGCUCAAGUCAUCUGAACCGAAACCCAAGGGAUUAGGCCAGGGUUACCGGAGUUUUAUCCCUUGGCUUGGUGAUGGACUGUUGCUGAGUGAGGGGGCCAAGUGGGAACGAAACAGACGAUUACUUACACCAGCAUUUCACUUCGAUAUUCUCAAGUCCUAUGUAACGACGUAUAAUGAUGUGGCUGAUACGCUUAUAGACAAGCUGCUGAAUGCAUCAAAGGAUGGGAAAAGUAUAGAAAUCUACGAGAUGGUGGGACUGGCUACACUGGACACUAUGUUGAGGUGCUCCUUAUCGUAUGAGGGAAAUGUUCAACAGAAAGGGGACACACAUCCAUACGUCAGAGCAGUUAGGAGGCUUACCCAAAUUUGUCUUGAGCGAACACUUAAACCAUGGCUGUUUUUGGACUGGAUGUUCAUCAUUUCCCCACAAGGAAGAGAGUUUCGUAGAUUGAGCAAUCAUGUUCAUACUUUUGCUGAUGACAUAAUCGAGCGAAGACGUGGUGAUAUGAGUUUAGAAAACCAAAACACAAGAAAGCGUUUGGAUUUCUUGGAGAUCCUGCUUUAUUCGAAGGACGAAAGUGGGAGAGGAUUAUCAGAUCGUGACAUCAGAGCGGAAGUGGACACAUUUUUAUUUGAAGGUCAUGACACUACCGCGUCUGCUAUCACCUGGGCGCUUUACUGUUGCGCAAAAUACCCUGAGGAACAAGAGAAAAUCUACAAUGAGUUGACCUCUGUUACUGACAACAAUAACUACAUGAGUUGGGACUCCAUCAAGAGCAUCAGGUACCUGAACCUGUUCAUCAAAGAGACCAUGAGAAUGUACAGUCCUGUACCAAUGAUCGGUAGGAGACUGACCAAACCUGUCUUGGUGGAUGAUGUCCUCUUCCCCGAAGACUCCGUCUUUGAGAUCAACAUCAGCGCUAUGCAUCACCAUCCGGACGUAUUCCCAGACCAUAUGGAAUUUCGGCCGGACAGAUUUCUGGAUAAGAAUAAUUCGGAAGAUGAUCCGUUCAGCUUCGUACCCUUCUCCGCCGGACCAAGAAACUGCAUUGGACAAAACUUCGCAAUGAACGAACAGAGAGUGUUGAUUGCAAGGAUUAUACAAAGAUUCAGGAUUAAACUUGAUCCCCACCACGAGACGAAAAUCUUUCCGGAAGUAGUAACGAGACCACAGUUCGGGGUUAGAGUCAUUCUGGAGGAAAGGGAUCCCCCAUCUGUGUUUUUGUAACUAACCUAUUGGUUGGUUGGUCACAUUCUUCAAGUAUUUACCUCAGGUAAACUAUUAGUCAUGCGUAUCAAAAUAAAUACCGCCGAUGCGUAACGAGCCGUGACACUUGAUGUGCUGAUAACAAGUCUUUCUUGAUGUGAUGAGUGAAGGUGUGUCGUAUUUAUAAGAAUAUGUCUGUUAUUUGAGAAUUUCUGUUACGGAAAAUCUAGAUUUACACACCAUGUAUAACGCUUUAGUUACAAUACUCGCAAGAUGAUAGUCGUAUAUAUUCAGAGGUCAUAUUUUUUUGUCACACUUUUCGGAAAUAAGCCAAAGAAAAACAAACGCAAUUGAACAUUGAUUUGCUUUAAACUUCUUAACUUUAUGUUGUGAAUAUUCUAAUCUCCAGUGAUCCAUAGUUAGUCUCCAGAAGAUGACGAGAAUUACCGCUCAAACAAGCUUUUAGCAUUCAGUUGAUUCAAAACAAGGCCGUUUUUCCAUACAGAACAGAAAAUAAACCGGACUGGUUUUUUAUGGAUCUAACUAUAAAAUUUCCGUUUGCGGUUGUCAGACUAACGAUAUUUUCUUUGUUGUAUCUCCAUUCUUUAUGCUUUCUUCCAACGCUGCCGUUUCUUUCUAUGGAUAUCAAUCAAUCUUUCUCCAUUGCCUAUCAUUUCGUACAGCUCGUUAAUACGAGCAAAAGAGAUUUGUUCCAGCCGUUUACGAAGUACUGGCCAUUACCCGCCAGCUGUUAUCAGCUUGAUCCGUUAUGAUUGAUGUCGAUCCCACAUUGCUGUAGAAAAUGAUAUGCAGUUUAAAGAUAUGAUUAAGUUUCAUGAUCUCACGAGCAUGUUAGAAAAUUUUAUGAAACGUCUCUUACAAAGAAUAAAGCGAUUUAAAACAAACAUUCGUUAUAUUGUUUUCCACCGUCGCAAUGCAGAAAAAUGCAUGGUAUGAAGUGCAAUAAUACGGGU